UGGAUGGAGUUGGUGGAGGAUGUGGCGGAGGCGGAGGCCACCGGAGCCUUGGAGGGCCAACUGGGCGUUGCUGGGGGACUGGUGGCCAUGCUGGCCACCCACUGGGCGGCGAGGGCGACCCCUCCAAGGGCACGAGGUGUUGCCGCGACCUGUGCCAUUAUAAUCUGGCGAACGUCGCGAAUCCAGUGCCUCUUCGGCUACUGCCGCCGUGAUUCACGAUUGUCCAGCAGCAGCGGCGGCAGUAAUGGCAACAAAAUCAACAGUGACUACCAACCGCCUGACGUAACACAGAUCCCCAGGAUGCAAAACAAUCAGAGCCCACAGCUACCCUGCAAGGGUAUACUCAAGACUUCGCGCAGCUUCGACAAGUCGGGAGCCAGUUUUCGCAAAAGUGCCAAGUUCGAUGAGCUGAACGUGAUGCAGACCUUCCAUCCGGCCGACAAGGACUACGGACAUAUGAAAAUCGAUGAGCCCAAAACGCCUUACAACUACACCGAGUCCUAUGGGGAUAAUAGGGACGAACUCGACACGGAGCUGCUCGUGGAGAAACUCCGCAUAGCGGCCAACACACAACAGUCGACGGAAAGCAUCGAGGAUGAGGGCUCCUCCGGCGACGACCAGCCCCUGAGCGAAGAGGAGCGACAACGACGGCGCGAAUUUGAGCGACGUCGCAAGGCCCACUACCGCGAGUUCGAGGCCGUCAAGCUGGCACGGAAGCUGAUCCAGGAGGAGGACGACGACGACGAGGACGAGGAGAAGGGCGCGGAUAGCCGGCCCUCGGGCUCGGCACAGGGCGCUUCCACCUCCGGCCGCUUCGCGAGCAGUUCGGCGAAAAAGUCGGGCGCCAACGCCAGCGCCGACUCAGCCACAUCCUCGUCCACCAGCGCCGGCCACACCAUGGACCUGGAGCCAUCAAACAACUAGAAGCAAUAUCAACCCAUCAAUCAAUCACUAAUGUUUACCUAGCGGACAAUGGACGAUUCCGAGGGCAGCUCAUCCAAACCAUGAACUAACGAAAUUAUAUUAUAUCAAGUGCUGUGCGAGCGCCGAGUGAGAAGUGGAUGCUGAUUAGCUAAGUGGCGGGGAGCACUCGUGAUUAAUUGAAUUUACCCAACUAAACACGAAAAACAAACCGUCGCCAAGGAGUAUCGUCAUCGAGUAGUGAACACAGCCGAUAAGCCAAUGCAUUACUUGUUGCAAAUUGAUUUUACAACACAAAAACUGUGCACCUGAUCGGAGAAUUUGAUUGUACGACAGCAAAUAUAAUUAUCGUAUGCGUCUCAGCCGUAGCGUACUGUUGCAAAUGUAGUUAAACAAAAAAUGUCUUUUAAAUUGAUAUCGAUAUGGCUACCCAUUCAAUUAUGAUCCAAGUCUCCCGUUCGCAGCAUUUAAUUUGAUUGGAUGCCGAUGCCCAGUGCCACAGAAGGGAAUUACUUGUUGUAACUAGCGUUGAAGUUGAUUUGGCCUUACUUUUAGUUAUUUAUUAAUACGAUACUAUUAUGAUUACUAUUAAGUUUUAGCCAUCGAAUGCGAACGUUUCAAUAAAGAGAGCCCAAAACCCAA
Drosophila subpulchrella is the source of this 1563-nucleotide messenger RNA. RefSeq names its product protein phosphatase inhibitor 2 (gene I-2). Gene Ontology annotation, molecular function: protein phosphatase inhibitor activity. Bases 4 to 924 code for a protein of 306 amino acids. Lineage: Eukaryota; Metazoa; Arthropoda; Insecta; Diptera; Drosophilidae. The record is from RefSeq and is a predicted model, not a curated record. The transcript is spliced from 5 exons. Gene Ontology annotation, biological process: regulation of signal transduction.